GUGAGUUGCUGCUCUCUCCUCCAUUUCUUCAUCCCCAUCCUUCCUUCUUUCCUUCCAAGUUCCAACCAUUGCCCGACUUUAGCUUUCUGCUUUUCUUUUCUCGGAGUUUUUUUUUUCAGUUCAAGUUGGCCGAAGCUCUGUUGCGUGACCAUCUUGGGUGCGAAGUUUUUAUUUUCUUCUAGUUUCCUGCUGUUUCUCUAGAACCAAACAGUGCAUGGUUUUGUUUUUCUUUCAGUUCAUCGGAAAAGUGAAUUUUUUUAAAGAUUUUAUUAGUGAGACGCAAUGGGGAAUGCUUCAUCAAUGCUAACUCAAUAUGAUAUUGAAGAAGUUCAAGACUACUGCCAUAAUCUAUUCUCUCAGCAAGAAAUUGUUUCAUUGUAUCAAAGGUUUUGCCAGUUAGAUCGAAAUGCAAAGGGAUUUAUAUCUGCUGAUGAGUUCUUAUCAGUUCCAGAGUUUGCUAUGAAUCCUCUCUCUCAGAGGCUGCUUAAGAUGGUGGAUGGUUUGAACUUCAAGGACUUUGUAGCCUUCUUGUCAGCUUUUACUGCCAAAGCAAGUGUAGAGCAGAAAAUUCAACUUAUCUUCAAAGUGUAUGAUUCUGAUGGGAAUGGAAAGGUGUCUUUCAAUGACAUACUCGAAGUGUUGCGUGACUUGUCUGGUUCAUUUAUUUCCGAUGACCAAAGAGAGCAAGUCUUGACCCAACUUUUGAAAGAAGCAGGUUACUCAAGGGACUCUUACCUAAUGUUGGAUGACUUCAUUAAGGUUUUUGGGAGUUCUGGACUAAAAAUGGAAGUUGAAGUUCCUGUUGAUUAAGCUAAUUCAUGCAGUCUUUCCCCUGGAUGACUGGAGAGAAAUGAUUGCAUGCAUCAUAAUUCAUAGGAGAGAAACCCAUUUUAGGCAUACAUAAAUACACCUAUACUAUGUUCCUAACCUCAGUGACAAUAAAUAAUUAGCCACAUAUGUAUCAAAAAUAAGUUCAGUUUCUGAAAAUGGUUAUGUGUAUCUUCAAAAAUUUUCAAGUCUCUUCGAUGGGUGAUUUAGCAGUUCAAGAUUCAUGUUUCCUUGUCCUGCUUCUCCAUCACAUGCUUCACCUAUUUGAGUGAUAGCACUUUCUUGGACCAUAUAGAAAACUGUAUAGUUGAACAGUAUGAAGGUUCAUGGUUUCAGACUGGACCGGAUGAAACAAAACCAAAAGGUUGUUUGAACUCUUUCCCGAAAAAUCAUAUGACAAAGUCAUGGUAAUUGACACCAUCUGAUGGCUAAGAAUGCUCGAUAAGUUGGACAUUGGGUUUUGUUUAUGGUUGGGAUAGAACCGUGAGGGAGAAGUAAGGGUAAUUACCCAGAUGUCUAUGGUCCUAUAGGUGUAACUCGUAAGCUACAAGCAGUCAGGCGAAAUCUUGUGCUUGAAUAGAACCAAAAAUCCUCUUUAAAUUUCCGACCAUAUAACUUCCUGUUAAACGAUGCCGACAUUGCUCACCUGCGGUAACUGGGACAAAUUGUGAGAGUGUGACAUUCCCCUUGCAAGUGCUUGGCAAUUUCUCGUUAACUUCUCUGCCACUCUUUCUGAAUAACUCAAAAGCAAAGAACGAUCUCUCAAAUGAAACUAUGUCUUCUGAUGCACACUCUACUUGCUGCAGUGGCAAACUCUCUUAGAAGACAAGCAAAAGGGAAACAUUCUUUUGAAAAAUGAUCUCCAUGUCCUUAGACAUUUCUCUCUCUGGAUUGCUCAACUAUGUUCUUGCUUAUUUCACAGAAAGUCUUGUUUCUGUCCUUUGUAAAUUGAUAGACCAGGGUCGAGCUUCCAACAUAUUUGAAACCCAAAGUUCAAAUUCCACGAACCUUCUGCAAGAAAUUCUUCCAAGGAAGAAGAUAGAACUUGUUUCAUCUGAGAUGGAAUUAGAUUCCUCAAGAAAGAAGUUACUAGAGUUCAAGAAUUUCAAGGCAGCAGCAAGCAGUAACAAGCAUACAACAACUAGCAACCAGUCAAUUCUCAAGUUUAAGAAUGAAGGGGCUUCAAGUUCGAAAGAGGUAUCUCGAGUCCCAAGUAAUCCAAGAAGUAAGGUCUGCAGCAGCUUUUGUAAAGGUAAGGGAGUUGUACUGCAGGCUAGUGAAGCUGAACAACUGAAUACACGAUUGAAGAUCCUUGAAGAAGAAAAUGAAAUAAUGAAGCUAGCAUUCUUAGAGACAGCCAUGGAAAGGAAAGAAUUGGUUAAUGAAAUAUGUCAGCUGUUUCAGACACUGCAAGACUACAGCCUCCACCAUAAAGAUCAAGAAGAUGGACACAGAUCCAGCUAUGGAUCUUUGAUCCUCAAACCUUCUAAGGGUAGAGGAACGGAGUCGAGCGGUCUGUCACAACUUCAAUUGGAAAAUCAAGGUUCUGAAGAUCCUAUAUUAGCGAUUCUUGAUCAGAGUUACACAUCUACUCAGAGUUAAUUGUUGUGUACAUCAAUUUACAUUUCAUCAACUAUCAUGACUUGAUAUGCUCAAGUAGUUUCCAAUCUUAAGGAACUCAAUGCCAGAAGUAACAAUGACUUUAAUUUAA
This is a messenger RNA of Theobroma cacao (cacao), 2539 nucleotides long. Its product is annotated as Calcium-binding EF-hand family protein. Gene Ontology annotation, molecular function: calcium ion binding. NCBI's taxonomy places the organism in Eukaryota, Viridiplantae, Streptophyta, Magnoliopsida, Malvales, Malvaceae. The record is from RefSeq and is a predicted model, not a curated record.